AUGGAAGCAGAAUUACAGGCCUUGAUUGACAAUAAGACCUGGGAUCUUGUCACAAUGCCGCCAAAUUGUAAACCAAUUGGCUGUAUAUGGGUGUACAAGAUCAAAUAUCGAGCUCAUGGCUUCGUUGAAAGAUUCAAGGCACACUUGGUUGCCAAAGGCUUCACUCAACGGGAAGGGUUCGAUUAUCACAGAACAUUCUCACCUAUCGCCAAAGACGUCACAAUACGUUCAUGUUUGACAGUUGCAGCUGUUCGUGACUGGUCCUUACACCGGAUGGACGUUCAUAACGCCUUCCUCCACAAAGAUUUAGAUGAAGAAAUUUAUAUGGACGUUCCUCAGGGAUUAAGGAGACAGGGGGAGAAGAAAGUGUGUCGCCUCCGAAAAUCCCUUUAUGGGUUGAAACAAGCUUUUACUUUGAGUGGUUUGAUCCCUUCAUCAAUUGGAAGCCUAACCAAUUUAACCAUAUUACGCCUCUGCUACAACGGCUUUUCUGGUUCCUUGCCUCCUGAAUUUAAUAAAAUUACUCAUUUGAGUGCUUUUGAUUUAUCUUACAAUGAACUCGAAGGGCAAUUGCCAGAUGAAAUAUGCCAGGGGAAACUAUUGCAGAAUUUCAGUGUCAUAAACAAUUAUUUCACAGGGCUCGUUCCAAAAAGCUUGAGGAACUGCAGUGCAUUGAUAAGAGUGAGGCUUGAUGGAAAUCAACUUACAGGAAAUAUAGCGGAAGCUUUUGGAAUAUACCCACAGCUGGAAUUUAUGGACUUGAGCCACAAUUAUUUGUUUGGUGCGCUUUCUAGGAAAUGGGGGCGUUGUUGUAAUUUGACAGGCCUAAGAAUAUCCAACAAUAAUAUUUCUGGUGAGAUACCCUCGGUAUUUGGAAGGAUGACUCAAUUACAGGAAUUAGUCUUGUCUUCGAAUAAUUUGAGAGGAGGGAUUCCGAGGGAGUUGGCAAGCUUGCGGUUUUUGCUAUAUCUCAUCCUCAACAAUAAUUGGUUCACAGGUGACAUUCCCAGUGAAAUAGGAAUUCUAUCCAGACUGGAGCGUCUCAACCUAGCAUCAAACAAUUUUAACGGAUCAAUCCCAGUGCAACUCAUUCAAUGCACAAACUUGUGGAGCUUGAACUUGAGCAAAAAUAAACUCGAAGGAAGCAUUCCUUUUGAGAUAGGCAACAUGCAAUUCCUAAAAGGUCUUGAUUUGAGUCAGAAUCUAUUGACUGGAAGAAUACCAAAAGAGCUAGGAAAGCUGACAGUCCUCGAAACCAUGAAUGUCUCCCACAAUAACUUGUUUGGUUCGAUCCCUCGAACUUUCAGUGAUAUGUUAGCAUUAACUAUUGUUGAUGUGUCCUACAAUAACCUUGAAGGUCCUCUCCCAAAUGUCAAAGCUUUUAAUGAUGCUCCAUUUGAGGCAAUUUGGCACAACAAGAGACUCUGUGGGAAUGUUGUUGGUUUACAAAAGUGCAACCCUCGUAUGAGCAAGAAAGGUAAUGGAGACGAUGGGCAUCGAACUACUGCUAUCCUCGUUCUUUCGUUCUCGGGGUUUCUGCUUCUUGCUUUAAUCUUGAUCAUUCUCUUGAUCUUUGUACGUUGUCAAAGGAAGAAUAUCAAGAAAAAGAAAAUUGGACCAUCGAAUGAUCUAGACUUUUUGCGUGUACUGGAUUUUGAUGGCAAAGCUUUCUACGAGCGAAUCCUGGAGGUCACAGAAGGAUUUGACUCCAAGUUCUACGUAGGGGAAGGAGCAUACGGCGUUGUUUACAAAGCUGAACUGGCAACAGGUCAAAUUGUUGCUGUCAAGAAAAUUUCUUCGUCCCAUGAAGAGGAGUUUCUCCACUUCAAAUCUUUUGAGAGGGAGAUUCAAGCCUUAUCUGAUAUCCGCCAUCGCCACAUUGUGAAACUUUAUGGGUUUUGCUCUCAUGUGCGCCAUUCAUUUUUGGUGUAUGAGUACAUAGAAAGAGGAAGCUUGAGAACAAUUUUGAAUGAUGAUGAGAAAGCAUCAGAGUUUGAUUGGGACAAAAGAGUAAACAUGGUUCGAGGAGUAGUGGAUGCAUUGUCCUAUAUGCAUCACGAUCGUUUUCAUCCAUGGAUUCAUAGAGACUUGACCAGUAACAAUGUUCUGUUGGAUGGUGAUUAUGAGGCUCGGGUUUCGGAUUUUGGCACCGCAAGACUACUGAAGCCAGAUUCAUCAAACUGGACUGCAAUAGCUGGUACUAUCGGUUACAUUGCUCCAGAGCUGGCUUAUUCUAUAAUUCCAACUGAAAAAUCUGAUGUGUAUAGCUUUGGAGUCGUCGCAUUAGAAACAAUAAUGGGAAAGCAUCCAGGAGAUCUUGUCUCUUGGGAAUGUUCAUUGUCCGCCAAAAUUGAGUCACCUGCGUUGUUGAAGGAUGUGCUAGAUCAACGUCUCUCACCUUCUAGGGUUCAACUUCGAGAUGCAGAAGAUGUGGUCUCUAUUGCACGGCUAGCAUUUGCAUGUUUGCAAGCUGAGCCGUGGCUUCGACCGACCAUGAGACAAGUUUCGCAGGAGCUCCGCAUUCGAGUUCCACUGGAAAUGCCAUUCUCUGCACUCAGCUUGAAGCAACUUCGUGGUUUCAAUGGCAGGAAAUUUCAAGCAUCGCAAGGAGAUUGUAAGUUUUGA
This is a messenger RNA of Eucalyptus grandis, 2625 nucleotides long. RefSeq names its product MDIS1-interacting receptor like kinase 2. The record is from RefSeq and is a predicted model, not a curated record. Gene Ontology annotation, molecular function: ATP binding; protein binding; protein kinase activity. The transcript is spliced from 3 exons. Gene Ontology annotation, biological process: protein phosphorylation. Bases 1 to 2625 code for a protein of 874 amino acids. NCBI's taxonomy places the organism in Eukaryota, Viridiplantae, Streptophyta, Magnoliopsida, Myrtales, Myrtaceae.